Ilex paraguariensis (yerba mate) is the source of this 3198-nucleotide messenger RNA. NCBI's taxonomy places the organism in Eukaryota, Viridiplantae, Streptophyta, Magnoliopsida, Aquifoliales, Aquifoliaceae. The record is from the annotation of a GenBank genome assembly.
GUAGGUGGCCGUAACUCCAAUUCAGCUCGAAACUUGCUUCCAUCGGUCGUCGCUCACAGUCACAGAUCACUAGAACCCCUGUCAAGGGUUUUUCUUCUCCGACCUCAUAAUCAAUCACACAGAAACAACAUUCUUCUCAAACCAGGCGUACUGAUCCACCAAUUCAUAGAAUUUGGAUUGGAUUUUCUUUUUGUAGUGCUUUCUGAGUCAAACUAGAAGAUCUACAUGAGGAUUAGGGUUUUAGGGGUCUGUUUGCUGCUCUAUGUUUGCGUAUCAUUGAGUUUCAGUCAUGGCGUUUCUGAGGAAACAAAGAAGAAUAAGUUUCGAGAACGAGAAGCCUCCGACGAUGCCCUCGGUUAUCCCCACUUGGAUGAGGACGAGUUGCUGAAUACACAAUGUCCUCAGCAUUUGGAGCUCAGAUGGCAGACAGAAGUUAGUUCUAGCAUCUAUGCAACCCCCUUGAUUGCUGAUAUUAACAGUGAUGGAAAGCUUGAUAUAGUAGUCCCCUCGUUCCUUCAUUAUCUGGAAGUUCUAGAAGGUUCUGAUGGUGAUAAAAUGCCAGGGUGGCCUGCUUUUCAUCAGUCAACUGUUCAUGCCAGUCCUUUACUAUAUGACAUUGACAAGGAUGGUGUGAGAGAAAUAGCAUUAGCUACCUACAAUGGUGAGGUGCUUUUCUUCAGGGUUUCAGGCUACAUGAUGUCAGAUAAGCUUGAGGUUCCUCGGUUGAAAGUUAAGAAGGACUGGUAUGUGGGUUUGCAUCCGGACCCAGUGGAUCGUACUCAUCCAGAUGUUCAGGAUGAUUUAAUCGUUCAGGAGGCAAUUAUGAACUCAAUACCUCACAGUAAUGGAAGUACAAGUGGCGCAAACACAUUGCAUUCUACAACAACAGAAGUUCAUCCCAACCCAUCAAACACUUCACAGUCUGUGCCAGCAGAAGUUCACCUUGACACAGCAAAUGCAUCCAAUGUAGAGAAUCAGGGGAAAAAGAAUGAUAGUAAGUUAGAAGCAGGAAUUAAGCUACCAGAGAAGAUGGAUAACACUUCUAUGGGCUCUCAGUCAGAGGACUCCAGCAAAUCAGGCAAUGGAACAAACACUGGAAGAAGGCUUCUUGAAGUUAAUGCCUCAAAAGGGUUGGAGGGGGGUGGUUCUGGAUCCACUGCUAACAAUAAUGAGGAGUCUCAUGCUGCAACUGUGGAAAAUGAUGGUGAUCUGGAAGCAGAUGCUGCUGCAUCUUUUGAGUUAUUCCGUGAUGGUGAUGAGCUGGCUGAUGAGUAUAAUUAUGAUUAUGAUGAUUAUGUUGAUGAAUCUAUGUGGGGAGAUGAGGGGUGGACUGAAGCACAGCAUGAGAAAUUGGAGGAUUACGUGAAUAUUGACUCACACAUUUUGUGCACCCCUAUCAUAGCAGACAUUGAUAAUGAUGGGGUAGCAGAGAUGGUUGUUGCUGUGUCUUACUUCUUUGAUCAUGAGUAUUACGACAAUCCAGAGCAUUCAAAGGAACUUGGUGGUAUUGAGAUUGGAAAAUAUGUUGCUGGUGGUAUUGUUGUUUUCAAUCUCGACACAAAGCAAGUUAAGUGGACUGCACAGCUGGAUUUAAGUACGGAUACUGGGAACUUUCGCGCUUACAUAUAUUCUUCUCCAACAGUUGUUGAUUUGGAUGGCGAUGGGAAUUUGGACAUUCUUGUUGGAACUUCUUAUGGCUUAUUUUAUGUUUUGGAUCACAAGGGCAAGGUGAGGGAGAAGUUUCCUCUUGAAAUGGCUGAAAUUCAAGGAGCCGUAGUUGCAGCUGAUAUCAAUGACGAUGGCAAAAUUGAGUUAGUGACUACUGAUACACAUGGAAAUGUUGCUGCAUGGACUGCACAAGGAAAAGAAAUUUGGGAAGCUCAUGUUAAGAGUCUUGUUCCACAGGGUCCCAGUAUCGGUGAUGUGGAUGGGGAUGGCCAUACUGAUGUUGUUGUUCCAACACUAUCAGGGAAUAUACAUGUUCUCAGUGGCAAGGAUGGAUCACUUGUACGUCCAUAUCCUUACAGAACUCACGGCAGAGUGAUGAAUCAAGUUCUUCUUGUUGAUUUGAGCAAACGAGGGGAGAAAAAGAAGGGACUCACUAUUGUUACGACAUCAUUUGAUGGUUAUUUGUAUCUUAUAGAUGGACCUACAUCAUGUGCUGAUGUCGUGGAUAUUGGCGAAACUUCAUAUAGCAUGGUAUUAGCAGACAAUGUAGAUGGCGGAGAUGAUCUUGAUCUUAUUGUGACAACCAUGAAUGGCAAUGUCUUCUGUUUCUCAACUCCUGCUCCACAUCAUCCCCUCAAGGCAUGGAGAUCAUCUAAUCAGGGAAGAAACAAUGUGGCAAACCGUUUCAAACGUGAAGGGGUCUAUGUAACACCUGCAUCAAGAGCUUUCCGUGAUGAAGAAGGCAAGAGUUUCUGGGUUGAGAUAGAGAUUAUAGACAAACAUAGGUUUCCAUCUGGGUCUCAAGGACCUUAUAAUGUCACGACAACCUUGUUAGUGCCUGGUAAUUACCAAGGGGAGAGAAUGAUUAAGCAAAACCAGAUCUUUGAGAGUGCAGGAAAACAUCGGAUUAAGCUUCCAACCGUGGGGGUAAGGACCACAGGGACCGUCUUGGUGGAAAUGGUUGACAAGAACGGACUCUAUUUCUCAGAUGAUUUCUCGCUUACAUUCCAUAUGCAUUACUACAAAUUGUUGAAGUGGCUUAUCGUCCUUCCAAUGCUUGGGAUGUUUGGCGUGCUUGUCAUCCUUCGUCCACAAGAGGCCAGGCCAUUGCCGUCAUUUUCAAGAAACACCGACUUGUGAUCCACAUUUGCCAGAGUUCUUAUAAUGCAGACAGUUUUCGUUGCCCCGAUGGCUCAGCACCUGAAACAUCCAAGGGCCUGAAAUUGGGUUGCUGGUGAAAGACACUGUUGACUGUGUUUGAAACGAUCUCACAUCAGCAUAUACCGUGGUAUAUUCAAAGAUUUGUUGCCUGAAACAAGUUUGAGUUAGAUUUUUUAGGAUAGAAAGUUAAUUUGUAACAUUUUGGGUUCAGAAUUAUUUGUUGAUCACCAUCAUCCCUGUCCUGUCUGAUGCAAUUUCGCUUUUGAUUCUUUGUGAAGCAUCUUCCGAGGACAGCACUGGCUUUUUUCUUUUUCUUUAUUUUUGAAGAAAUAGGUAUUUACAGACCUUUUUUUUUUUUUUUUGGGGGGG